Messenger RNA from Coprinopsis cinerea okayama7#130, 3951 nucleotides. RefSeq names its product meiotically up-regulated 152 protein. Lineage: Eukaryota; Fungi; Basidiomycota; Agaricomycetes; Agaricales; Psathyrellaceae. The transcript is spliced from 4 exons. The record is from RefSeq and is a predicted model, not a curated record. The coding region runs from base 1 to 3951 and encodes 1316 amino acids.
AUGCUUGUAGACGGGUGUAACAAGCACGGCGUAGGCAACUGGAAAACUAUCCUUCGCGACCCGACGCUCAAAUUCGACAACCGUUCCCCAGUCGACCUCAAAGACCGGUUUAGGACUUACUUCCCCGACGCCUACAAACAGCACUACCCCAACGCCAAGACACACCUUUCGAGCAAAGUGCGCUCGACACUCCCAGACGGCUCGUCCAUCUUUGAGAAAACCCGCUCCAAACGCCGGCGGCCGUUUACCGAGGAGGAGGAUAGAGCACUGAAAGAAGGCUAUGAAAAGUACGGUACGGUGUGGGCGACGAUCGUGAAAGACUACCCCAUUUUCCAGGAGCAGAAUAGGCGCUCGACGGAUUUGAGGGAUAGGUUUAGGAAUGCGUUUCCCGAGCUUUACCAACUUGCGGGGUAUAAACCGAGGAAUACGAAGAAGAAAGGGACGGCGACGACGACGACGACGACUGCUGCUGCUGGGGGGUCGGGUGCGGGCACCUCGACGCCUGAGAGGGGUGUGCAGACGAAGAAGGCGGCAAUGGAUGAUCAGCAGCUUUCAACGGGUGGGCCGGUGAGGAGUCGGAGGAGGGCGCAUACGCAUCAGGGGUUGUUGAGGGGUGGGACGAAGAGUGUCCCCCAGAGUACGGCCUGCUCGGAGGACGAUGAUAGUGAUAUUGAGAGUGACCGGUUGUUUUCCUCGUUCAAGGCUCCCCCGACGCCGCCCUCGCUCGCUGCCAAGAAACCUCUACCUACGACGUCGUUCUCGUCGCUCGGUCCGCCUGUGUCGUCCGACCGGCCUGUGGCAGGAGACGAAGACGAGGAGAUGAACCUGAUGACGCUCGAACCCCUCACCGAAGCACUCUCCCUACCCGAAAUUGGCGGCAGCUCCACACAACAGACGGUGGAUAUGGACCAAGACGGGCAGUGGUCCUCUGGUAUCAACACCCCGACGCACUCGAACCACUGGUCGACGGCCGCGGGUUCCCCGACUUCAAGCCACCUCUCCUCCGACCUUCUCAUGAACGGCAACGACCCGACCUCACCUUUCCUCCACCGCCACACCAACCCGAACAACAACUUUGGCAUGAUUGGCAAGUCUGCGUGGGGGACGGACUGGUUCUCGCCGAACCCCCGGCUGGACCCUUCGAGUAGUAAUCUGCAGAAUGCCAAUGGGAGUGGGUCGGGGAGUGGCAAUGGAGGAGGGGGAGGAGGAGGGUACUUUGACCACUCCUCACCUGCGUCACCCUUUUCCUUCAACCACCUGCACCACGGUGUACUCGACCGGUACGAUCUAUGGCCUACGACCUUCCCCACCGACUUUUCAAGCGAGGUCGGGGUGGGCGAGACGCAUUCUACCUUUUCGGACGAUGAUGAUUUGUUGUUCCAGGGCAAUAGAGGGUUCACGCACCAUUCGUCGUAUGCGGGUGAUUUGAUUUUUGGAGCGAGGCCGCAGAUGCAGGGCCAGGGGCAGGGGUUUUAUGGGAGUUUGUCGAGUGCGGCUGUUAGUGCUAUUGCAGGUGGUGGUGGGGGUGGUGGGUUUGGGUUUGGAGGGUUGGGAUUGAAUUUGGGGCUGAACUUGGGGUUGGGAGCUGCGGGUGUGGGGGUUGGUGUGGGCGGUGUAGGAGUGGGCACGGCGUUUGGACAGCAGCAGCCACCCCAGCAGAGUGCGGGCAUCCAUCCGAUGCAGUUGCAUGCGCAUGGGCCUUCGAUGCUGGAGGGGAUUGAUGAGGGUGUGGGGCCUGGUGUGGGGAUUAGCGUUUCGGAUGAGCAGGGGAACAGCAAUGGUGCGGCGACCGGGAAUGGGGUUGGGGUACAGGGGGAGGGAGGGGAGGGUGCGCAGCAGGCUGACCCGCUUGGUAUCCCGCUCCCGCCUGAUGCUAUGGAUGAGGAUUUGGAUUUGAGGGAUGAGAGUCCGCCUGUUGUGGAUGGGCAGCAGGGGCCGUCGCAGGAUUCAUCCCAGCAGCAUCAGCAUCAGCACCAGCAUGGACAGCAUGGGCAGCAGCAACAACAGGAUGAGAGUAAACUUGGUGUGGUACCCACGUCGAUCCCGAUACCGCCUCCUUCGUCGCCGUCUGCUAUGAUUACGGAUAGUGUGCAUACGCCUGGUCCGGGGCAGUUUAGUGACGGUGUGCAUACGCCUGGACAGUUUACGGAUAGUGUGCACUCGCCAGGCCAAUACGCGGAUAGCGUCGUCCGCUCACCAAGCCAAUACGCCGAUAGCGUGGUCCACUCGCCAAGUCAAUACGCCGAUAGCGUGCACUCGCCGGGGCAGUUUCGGUUGGACGACUUCGUGGAUUUGGGGAAUGAGUUGCAUAUUACGCCGCCUGCUACGCCGCUUACGCAUCCGAGGCCUAUGAGGCGGUCGAGUGGGUCUAUGUUGCAUCAGUUUCCUGGGUUUGGGGGGCUUGAUGACGGGGAGGGGAUUGGUGGGAGUGGGGGUGGGAGUGGUGGAAUCGGAGCGGGAGGGGGAAUAGGAAUUGGUGGAGGAGGGACAGGAGGAGGAGGGGCAGCGCAUGCGCGCUCGAUUUCAGUCCCCCCGUCCGAGUUUCGGAACCCGCUGUAUAUCCCUCAGGUGGAUGGAGGGUAUGCGAGUGCGUUGAUUGAUUUUGAUGCUGUACAUGGGAUGCACCAGCAUUUGUUGCACCAGCAGCUUCAGGCGUCGCAGCAGCAGCAGCAAACGCAGUCCGGGCAACAGCAGCAGCAGCAGCAGGCUCAGCAUCAGACCCAUAGCCAGCUGGUGCAGCAUUUCCAGCAGCAGAUGGAGUUUACAGUGCUUAGGCAAUUUGGGAAUCCGUUUCAGAGUUUGUUGGGUGCUACCGCCCAGGCGCAGGGGCAGGGGACGGCGGCGCAGCAGUCGUCGGGGUCGGGGUCGCCACCGGGUGCUACGGGACAAGGGCAGAAAGGCCAGCAGCGGUCGAGUCCGAGUAGUCGAGGUGGGAGUGGUGAGAGGCGGGGGAGGGAGCCUCGGAGUGGCACCGCGCUUGGGGAAGGAAGAGGGCGGGGGGACGGUGACGCGGGUGGUGACGCUGAUGGUGACGGCGAUGCGGAUGGGGACGGGGACGGUUCGGAUAUGAGGCCGCAAACCCCCACUUUGGCUUCGAGACACCUGUUGUCGGUUCCGCCUGCUACGCCUGUGGCACCUUCACUUUCGUCUUCGUCGUCCUCGUCGUCGGCGACGUCGGCGACGUCGGCGAGUUCGUCGAGCCAUUCGAGUUCGAGUUCGUUGUCGAGUAUGGAUGAUAGUGGUGUGUGGAGGCCUUCGUUUUUGGGUGGUGGUGGUGGUGGUGGGUUGAGUGGGACUACGGGUGCGAAUGGGAUUGGGAUUGGUGGUGGGGGGAGUACGGCUGCGAGUCUUGCGGCUGAUAUAUACAACCUCCCGUUCCUUGAUUUGCAUUAUUACGGGCAUGGACCUGGGGGGAUGGGUCUUUUGCAUCCGGGUGCUGCAAUGCUCUCUGCUGCUGCUGCGGGAGGUGGGGGAGGGAACGAUGAUUUGACGGGGAUGAUGGAUCCCAGCGUGCAGCAGAUGCAGUUACAGGCUCAGGCUUUGGAUUUGGCGCGGUCUGCCUCCGUUAGUAGUAGUGGGAGUGCACUUGGCACCUCGAUGUUCUCCCCGUUUUCGGCGUUGGCGAUGAAGCACCAUCUGCAUACGCAUACGCACCAACAGCAGCAGCAACAACACCUGCAUCAGCAACAGCAGCACCACCAGCAACACCGUUUGGGCGUUCAGAGUCAAGGCCCUCCGCCGCCACAGUCCCCGACGACGACGAGGCAUAGUGUGUCGUCUGCGUCGCUUAUUCAGGCGUUUGGUGGUUCUCCUGCUGGUCCUUCGAAUACUACUGCUACUGCGAAUUCUACCGCUACUUCUGCCACUACGGCUUCGUCGGGUUCUACGUCGGCGAAUGGAGGUGCGGCGACGAGGAUGCAUGUGUCUCAGCCUAUAGGAGUUGACUGGUAA